UGUUAAAUAUAAAAGAAUCAUAAAUUAAAUCACAGAUGCGACUCAAAUUUUCAAAAGAGUUUUUAUAAGCAGUGUUUGGAUUCAUUAGCUAUAAAUUUAACUAUAAAACUGCUAUCUAUGCGCAGUCUGACGGCUCAAAAUGGUUUAAAUUGAGCCGACAUGGAGUCAAGUUCCGGUUACCGUUAUUCGAGAUCCGGGUAUAUAUCGUCGUCCAAUUACCGGUCGACACUCGGAGGAACCUCAUCAUCGGUAAGUCCGUCGAGCUACUCCAACAGGACAUCCACGACUACAGCCGACUUUGUUCUGAGUCGAGGAGCUGCUGGAAGUUCUGGUCGGUCGGGGUCAAAUGGUCCUCAUUUGAGGUCUUUCACUACCAUCGGUUCCAGUCCUGUUAAUGAACAUGAUGGUUAUUCCACUGCGGCUUCGAGCGGUUAUCAGAGACGUUAUGGGGAUAGAACUCGACGUUCGGAAUACCACACUGGACUGGAUUCUCAGAAACCAACCGGCGAUGACGAUGGAACCCAGGUAUCCGGACCUACUUCCAGGUACCGCACUGGAGCGGCGUCGAGGAGGAUAAAUCGAGAUAGAGAAAAUCGAGACAGGGAGAACCGAGACAAUUUGAAGUCGCCCAAUCGGAUGACUUCUCCGCCUUCGGGGGAGGGGAGGACAGCGAGGAAUUACAGAGAACGGUCGCCGUUUUAUCCAUCAGACAGGAGUCCUAACUCCUCUCGACCGGAGAGUCUCAAAAUCCAGUCUCCGGAACCCACCUAUGAGUCAUCCUCCAUCGCGUCAUCAGCAACACCGGCCGACAGUGGGUACAACCCCUCAAGCGGGUCACAUGGGGGAGAUAACAGGAGUGGGGGAGGGGGUGGUCUGUGGAAUAAACUGGAAGAGGGGAUGCCUACGCCUCAAUCUGCGUCUGGUCAUAACCAAGGGGGUCCGGGGACAUUUCUGUUCGGCGGAAAAGUGGCGCCCCCAAAAUCUCAGAGACACCAAGAGUAUGAUGAGGAGGAUCCGAGACAGAAGAGGGAAAGAGAGAGGGGGGAGAGAGACCCCACAGAACAGGAGGCGGCCGAGGCUGCCAUGAACAGCAUGACCUCCAUCAAAAAGGAAUUGGAGAAGAAAAUCAGCGAGCUGGAGGCGGAGAGAAAUGACGUGGCCAAGGCUGGUCUGAAUAAGUACAAACAGCGGCUGCUGGACGAGCGAAUCAACGAGAUGGACGCUCAACUGAAGACACUUCAUCUUUCUCAUUCCGCCCUGCAAUCGGCCGCAUGGAAAAGCGAACAGGUGGUAGAGCACACAAGUCAAGCGAUUCGGAUGAUGGAGCACGACACCACUUCGUUCGAGAAGGUCAAAGAGGUCAUGACCAAAGAGAUCACAGUGCUCAAAGAAGCACUCCGACUCAGCAAGGCUCGUGUUGAGAAAUUGGAGAAUGACGUCACAGUUGCGGAGAACGGAGCUCGGAAUGUGGACAAUUUACAAGACAAGUUGGCAGCUGCUCAGACUGAAAAAGACAAGGCGGUCAUGAGGGCUGAACGACUGAACAACGAAGCGAAAAAACUCAGCGACGAAGUGAAAACUCUGAAGAAGUCUGAGCUUGAAGCUAACCAGAAACUGGCACAAUUUCGAGAUGCAAUAGAGGGCAAAAGAAACGAAGUGAACAAAACGAGGAAUGAACUACGAAACGUCGAGUCGGAAAACGAUCAAAUAAAACAGCAAAACGAGGAACUUAUUAACAAAUUGGAAACUAUGGAAACAGAAUUGAAACACAGUCGGGAGUUGCUUAACGACAAAGAACUUGCCUUGCACCAAUCAGAAAAAUAUGCCAAAGAGUUGAAAAAGAAAGCGACCGAAGUGGAGAGCAGUUCUAAACUGGUGGACGACUACGAGGAGAGGCUGAGCAGGGCUGAGAUGGCUAUUGAGGAGAGGGAGGAGCAAGUGAGACAGUUGAGACAGCAGCUGAACAAGAAGAGCAACUAUUUCCACAACCUCACUCAAGAACAGGAGAAAAACAAGAGGUUAGAAAAUGACGUGGAACAACUGAGGCAAAUGGUGGCGGAAAAAGACGAGAUGUUGAGUUUACUUGAGUUCCAAAAGAGCAUCUUAGUCAAAAGUUCACACCUUGGAAAAAUAACAGAGCCUUUUGAAGCCCAGAUUGACCAUCUAAUGGCAGAGUUGUCCCUGGCCAAUGACAAAAUGCAGGAAUUGGAGAGGAUACGGGACAAAUUAGUCCAAGAAAAAGUAGACAUGGUGUCUGGCGCGAGUAUUCCAUUCGUCGGUGAGUUGAUGCACUACAAACAAGCAAACAACAAUCUCAACAACUCACAAGUGAACAAAUGUGAAAAGUGUGCCUAUUGGAGAGACAAGCAUGAUCAACUAAGGAGUAUCAACUCGGAUCUGAAUGAACAGUUGUCUCAAUUGGGAACUCAGCACAACUCACUCAAAGAUGUGGUCAGAUCUGUCACGCCAUACGUCGAGAAAGCCAGCUCCGAAACUGCCGACAUUCUGGGCGAGCUGGACACACUCCGAAGACAAAUGGGAGACAAAGACAGCGAAUUACUGGAGGCCAAACGAGCCGUGAAUGCUCUGCAAGACCAGGUCAAGUACAUGAGAGGUCAGAUGAACCCCGACAACCCCGUAAAUGAAGACCAGGCAGGAGGUUCAAAUGGUAACGUGUCCUUCUCUGAAUGGAAACCACUGGUUGAAGACUGGGUCACAAACUACGAAGUGCUGAAGCAGAAAACUGAAGGCCCAGAAACACUACUUCCAACAGAUUGCAGCGCUGCGCGUGGAGGAGGCGGAUGUCAGCAGGUGUUUCGGGGGUGGUAA
This is a messenger RNA of Symsagittifera roscoffensis, 2829 nucleotides long. Its product is annotated as testis-specific gene 10 protein-like. The transcript has 17 exons. The record is from RefSeq and is a predicted model, not a curated record. Bases 160 to 2829 code for a protein of 889 amino acids. NCBI's taxonomy places the organism in Eukaryota, Metazoa, Xenacoelomorpha, Acoela, Convolutidae.